Messenger RNA from Leucoraja erinaceus (little skate), 9847 nucleotides. RefSeq names its product disks large-associated protein 2-like. The coding region runs from base 2453 to 5437 and encodes 994 amino acids. The transcript has 14 exons. The record is from RefSeq and is a predicted model, not a curated record. Gene Ontology annotation, cellular component: postsynaptic specialization; glutamatergic synapse. Gene Ontology annotation, molecular function: molecular adaptor activity. Gene Ontology annotation, biological process: signaling. Lineage: Eukaryota; Metazoa; Chordata; Chondrichthyes; Rajiformes; Rajidae.
UGAGUUUCUCCAGCAUUUUGUCUACCUUCAAUUUUCCAGCAUCUGCAGUUCCUUCUUAAACAUUUCUUUCACCAGUUUCAGCUAAAUUUAAAAAAAAAUGCUUUUAAUGGGUGGGCCAGUAUCUGAAUAAGAAUAGCCAGCUCAUGUUUCUGGUUGGAUUUUGCGUUGGUGAACAUCUAUGGAAAAAUAAUUAAGGACCCUAGAAUGAGUAGAAGCUGAAAAAUCAAAGGUUGUUUUGUGCAGAAAGGCUAAGGGGAAACUAUGGUAUUGUUAGGGACAGAAGAUGAAAUGUCAGAUAUAGAGACUAAUUGGAGAGAAGCAAGUUGUAAAAUAGACCAUUCUCUUCCCUCUGUUCAACUCAUUGGUUCAUAGAGUGUUCCUUGAAGUCCCCGAGUACAUUAGGUUUGCCGUUCGAUUCAGGAAUAAAUGUAGAUAGGGUUAAAUAACGCGAAGGGAAGUGCUGCGGGACUUCACAGUGUGAAUUACUGGUGAAUAACCAAUGAAAUACUGAACUAAUUAAGUUUUGAUGAUAUUGGUGAAAGGGGGAAUGUUGGCAAAUGAUCUCACAUUUGAAAUAUUAUAAUGAUGAACAAGGUGGGUUCUAGAGGUGAGUGAGAUGGAAGCAAUUGGAGAGGAGCAGACUCGCUCUGUUUACAGAAAGACACAAAGUGCUGGAGUACCUCAGUGGGUCAGGCAGCAUCUCUGGUGGCAAAUUAUGGUUGAAUGCUUCGGGUCGGGACUCUUCUUCAGACUGAAGACGUCUGAAGGAGUCCAGUCUGAAGAAAAGUCCCGCCACGAAAUGUAGCUCAUCCUUUUUCUCCAGUAAUGCUGCCUGACCCGCUGAGUUAUCCUAGUACUGUGUGUCUAUCGUUGGUAUAAACCAGCAUCGGUAGUUCCUUGUUUUUACAUUCGCUCUGUCUACACUUGUCUCACGUUUGCAAUGACCAGCGCAUGAAGCGAACAAUAUAUGUCAAUGAUGGGGGGAAAACGCGCCAUGCAGCAAAUGAUAUUUGCAGCAAAAAGUUAUCCCCUUUACAAAUAUCCCGUCUGAAAAUUAAAUACACCUGAAAUUAAAUAAUGCCAUUCUGGACUCACUGCGCGCCUGUAUUUCCCCAGUAACAUGUGAUCCCGGCGGGCACUUUUGCUGACUGCCACAGGGUUGACCAUGAAGCACUUUUUAAACAAAAACGGCACGGGUGAUGGUGUGGCACACUUUAGACCAGGUACGGUCCAAAUGAUUUCAGCAGAGUUCACCUGCAGAGUGUAGAAGGAGCGACACAGAGAGGACAGCAAGAGCUGGGGUAGUUUGUGUGAUAGUGUGUGUGAUGGUGUAUGUGCGGGGUAGUGUGCGGGGUAGUGUGCGUGCGUGUGCAGGAGUAUGUAGGAGUAUGUGUGUGCGUGCGCGGUGUGUGUGUUUGUGAUAGUGUGUGUGUGUUGUGAUAGUGUGUGUGUGUUGUGAUAGUGUAUGUGUGUGAGAUAGUGUGUGUGGGGCAGUGUGCGGAGUAGUGUGUGUGUGUGCAACAAAAGAGGAUGGAGAGCAUUGCAUUCUCCUUUAACCUACUGGGUUGCAGGCUGGGGUUUGCCUUCUGCUCCCCGACCACCUCGACAUUAAGUGUCGCGAUGAAAUGCGACACGGCAUCUGGCACGCCGCGUGCCCAAUAAAUAGAUUAGACUUUGAUGGAACUAUUAGCUGUUAUGAAAACCCUUUGCACAGGAGGAUGUCCAUAUAUGGCAACCCGAGCAUCCGAUGGUGUUGCUGGAAUCUGGAAUGCCUGCUUCUAACUCGGGAAUGGAUUCCUUAGCGCAACAAUAAAGCCGUUUUAAAAAAAAAAAUCCCCUCCCUCCAGAAGAGGUGAGCAGCAAAAAAAAUAAAAUAUGCCGGUCGUUGUGUGUUAAGAGGCAAGUUAGCACCAAAUGCCUUAGCGUUGCGCUGCUACCUUCUCCCAAGGCGUUGCUGCAGGGUCCAGAACGCACUCCGCUCCUUGUAAUUCCAAUGCCUGCUACUGUGAAACAGGGACCAUCCGCUGCAGUGCAGCCGCAGAACAAAUUGUCACCCAGCUGAAGUCAAACCAUUCGGAGGUUAGGAAGACCUAUUUUAGCGAGUCUCCCGAGGGAGGAUUUGUUGUUCUGAGUGCACACCGCAGCCGGCAGCUACCCUCGCAGGGAAUGAGAUUGGGAUUAGCCUUGUAAACGGAGGUUGGAGCAACGCAGACUGAAUACAAGGGGAGAUAAAUUAACAUGAAAUGAUUCCUACAGCACGCUGGGAUUUCAUCCAUUGAAGAUGCUGCUGGCCGGCUGAGGUUUUCUGAGGGAGAAGACAGGAAGAGGUUGCUCUCAAUAUUUCCACCGCUGCUGCUACUGUCCACAUUUUCUGGGCUGCUUCAUGAUGGUGAGGCUAGCAGUACAGAGCAAUCCUGAAGAAUGAAGGAAAAUUGCGUGCUUUAUUGACACAAUGAAGGGAUAUAAUGGGAGUCGGAGCCAGUCACAACAUUCUUCCGCACACACAUGCCAUUGUAUGCCUGAGGAUAGCGAUCACUCCCAUGAUUACCUACAUCACAGCCAGGACCCGAGGCAGUCGUAUUUGCUCAGUCCCACCGAAUCCUGCUCCAUGGACCAUCACUACUGCGGGUCGAGAGGCACCAUGCCCGCUGAAUGCGUUGCAGCGCAGGUUAGCAUGAAUGAACAGAUGUCGUCCAGCAGCACCUUUCCGAGGAUGCACCACAACCCGCAGUAUGAGUCUUGUGAUGACUGCAUGGCUGCCACCCACACGGCCAGCAAGAUCAACCGGCUGCCCGCCAACCUGCUGGACCAGUUUGAGAAGCAGUUGCCCCUCCACCACGAUGGGUUCCACACACUGCAGUACCAACGGGCAAGCUCGGCAGAGCAGCGGAGCGAGAGUCCCAGCCGCAUCCGCCACCUGGUCCAUUCCGUGCAGAAGCUUUUCGCCAAGUCCCAUUCCCUGGAAGCCCCCUCGAAAGGAAACAUAAAUGGGACGAAGGGAGAGGGAAGAGGUGGUGACAGCUACCACCAUCAUCACCACCAACACCAUCAACACCACCACCACCAGUCGAGAUCAGCAAAAAGGAGUAAAAGCAAGGAACGCAAAUCGGAGUCCAAGCACAGAGCCAAGAUCACUGGCUGGUGGAGUUCAGAUGACAACCUCGACAGCGACAGCAGUUAUAUGGUAACUGCCGGCUCCAGUAGGCACUCUAUGGAUCAGUCCACCCAAUACUGUACAGAACCCAUUGAAAGUGCCUUCAGAGAUUUGACCAUGAAGAGCUUAAAAAGCAGCAGUGAAGGGAAAUGUUUAGCUUGUGCGGCCAUGCCAAUGCUGGCUGAUUCACAGCACACAAAACGUGGUGCAUGGUCUACCAUGACAGUAAGCCAAGCCCGGGAGGCCUAUCCCAGCUCGGGCCUGAACCAAGACAAACCAAUGCUACAGGAUAUCAAGGCACAAGAAAGAGCUUAUCAUUAUCUUCAGGUGCCCCAGGAUGAAUGGGGGAGCGGGUAUCCAGGAGUGAACAAGGACGGGGAGAUUCCUUGCCGGCGUAUGCGCAGUGGCAGCUACAUCAAAGCAAUGGGGGAUGACGAAAGUGGAGACUCAGAUGCCAGCCCAAAGAUGUCACCAAAGGGAGCUGCACAGCACGAGAACUAUCUGAAAUCAAUCGCUGCGGGAAGCGGGAGUGAGAGGGGUCGCUCAAAGUUCAGCUGCAAACACUGUUCCGAUCCAUAUAUAUGUAGCCAUUCCCAUCUGCGAGGACAAACAGCAAUGAACUACAGCCUGGAUAACCUGCACCGGUCUAGUCUCCGCACUCCCUCCAAACUUCAAGCCAGGAGUCAGGGCUAUGGUCGAAUGCUCAACGCCAACAAUCAGAUGGACGACGCUGAUUUGAACAGGCAGUUCGAAGUGGUGUGUGAGUCAGUCUUUGGUGAAAUGGAAUCCCAGGCUGUGGAGGCUCUGGACCUGCCUGGCUGCUUUCGCAUGCGAAGCCACAGCUAUCUACGUGCCAUUCAAGCUGGUUGCUCACAGGACGAUGACUGCUUGUCUGUAUUUUCCAUGUCAGCACCCAUGAUGCCUACUACAACUGUCAGUGCUAUUAAACCCAGUACAUCAUUUACUUAUAAGAAAGCUCCUCCAAUUCCUCCACGAAUGGCUACAAAACCAAUUAUUUCAGUGACAGCCCAGAGCAGCACAGAGUCAACCCAAGAUGCAUACUUGCAGAACGAGGUGAACCGGUCCACUUCCUGGUCAAAAGACAUUAAAUCCCAGUGCAAUUCAACAGACAGUCUUGACAGUACCAAAGCACUGAAUUUGGCCUUGGAAUCCUUUGCCCCAAGUCGUUCUUCAAUGAAGAGCUCUGAGGGAACUGGAAUUAGUAAAGGCAUCCUGAGUCGUGAUGAACCAAAGUUACAGCCGCGCCAAAGGAAGUGGCGUUCAUCUGUAGGGAUACAGGUGGAUAGUUCAGAGACUAUGACUGAUUCUGACACAGAGAGUAAAGGCCUUCGAGAAUUCCAUUCAAUUGGGGUACAGGUUGAAGAUAAUAAACGACAUGCCAGAUUUAAACGAUCAAACAGUGUGACAACAAGUGUGCAGGCUGACCUGGAACUCGAAGGCAUCCCGGGGGUGUGCGUGAGCACAGAGGACAAGGGCUUCCAGUUCAGCCAGCCGUUUGUGCGGCAUUCCUCAGAGCCAGAGCAGUCCAAUGAGUACACGUCGUUCAGAACUGUUCACACACAGGGACAGUGGGCGUACAGGGAUGAUUACCGGAUGCGCUAUGAGAGUGCUGACCCCCAACGCCAGGACCACUGGGGAGAAUCCAGUGUUCACAACCACCCAGAACCCGGCAGAGUGUCUCCGUGCCACAGAGAUGGCGACUGGUUUAUCAAGUUGCUGCAGGCAGAGGUAGAACGAUUGGAGGGUUGGUGUCAGCAGAUGGAGAGAGAAGCUGAGGACAAUGACCUACCUGAAGAGGUGCUUGAAAAGAUCCGCAGUGCAGUGGGCAGCGCUCAACUUCUUAUGUCACAGAAGUUCCAGCAGUUUUACCGACUUUGCCAGCAGAACAUGGAUCCGAAUGCUUUCCCUUUGCCUACCUCCCAGGACUUGGCAGGAUUCUGGGAUCUCUUGCAACUGUCCGUUGAGGACGUGACUUUGAAGUUUGAUGAGUUGUUACAGAUAAAGGCCAAUAAUUGGAAAUUGCUGGAGGCUUCAGAUAGAAAGGAUGAAAUGAAGAUGCCCCCUCCUAUACCAAAGAAACCACCGAAGGGAAGGUUAUCCCAGGCACGGGAAAAGUCAUUGGAACUUGCAGACAGACAGAGGCAAGAAGCGAGGAAACGGCUCAUGGCUGCUAAAAGAGCAGCUUCGUAUCGACAAAACUCUGCCACAGAGAGUGCAGAUAGCAUUGAAAUCUACAUCCCCGAGGCUCAAACCAGGCUUUGAAGUCACACCACGCCGUUUGGCAGGAGCCUAUCUUUAACUUCAACUUCACUUCUCAUGUUCGAGGGAAGAUGAAACCAGACUAUGGGCAUAAUUUGAAUCCUGCUGUCUAGCCUCAGUUCUAGCAAGCAUUAACAUUCCUCUUGUGUUCCUUUAUGUUGUCACGGUGGACCAAUUAUAUUUUCUUCAGUUUUUAAUUGAAGCUGCAGUCGAACAUAUUUUGUGCACAUGUUCUUUAUAACGCAUCUGACCAUCAGUCACACCGAGGAAGCAUAAUGUGGUAAACAUCCCACAUUCAUUCUUAUUUUUCAACUUUUGUUUCACUAGGAAACUGUUUCACCAGGACUAAGGACUAAACACCAGACCUGUGACACAGUGAAAUGUUCAUCAUUCACUUUCACUGUAAUUAACUUUCUAUAAUGCUCCUUGCCAGUGAUGUAUUCUUAACGUGUUACAUUUCACAGAGGCAUUGUGACUGUAGCUGAAUUUGUCUUAGGAAUUAGUUUUUUUUUUAGAAGAUGUCAGAUUUACACACAAAUCUGUGAGAAUCCAAAAACCAAAAUCUGAAUUUCCAUAGGAAAUGGUUGGGAAAAAGCUGAGGUCAGUUGCUACUCGACUCAGUUAUCCCUGGCUGUCCAUAAAAGUUUUCAUUUGGAGAUUGGGGUAGGUUGAUGGAUUGAAAACCAUCCCUUUGCUUCUGGGACCUGAGUCUGAAUCCAGCGCAAACCCCCUAUCGGAAAACAACGUGACUUUGGUGGCAAAAGACACGUGAGCGAACCAUAGAGUUACCAAACAUAAGCAGCUCAUCUCUGUCUCUCUGUCCAUGGCCGCAAGAGGAAAGCUGAACCUAGUUCUCAGUAAGCAUGAGUCCACAGCACAAAACCUUGCCCAUACCCUGCCGCUCACUCCUGCUGAAUGAGUAGGCUGAGCUGGCGUGAGAAGGGCUAUAAUGCCAGGCCAAGGGCUGGCCCUUCAAUGGGUCCAAUUUCUCAUGUUGCUAGGACAACGUAGAGGAAGGUUUGCUGUCCGUCUGCCUGUGGGUAUAUUUGACCUGGGAGAGAUUGAUUCUGACAGUGGGUAGGAACAAAGAGGGAACACGUAACCUCUUCAACACUGUUAGGCCUCACUUGAGCACAAUAUUGUAUUAAAACAAAUGUGAAUUUUUAAAAUAUUAUCAUCCCCAAAUGUUAUGAUUAAGAUCAGAUUUACCCUGGGCAUCAGCACUUGAGAGUAAGGAAUGCAGAGAAAGUCGAGAUAAUGAGAAGAGCAUACUAAAAUGGGGGGAAAAGAAUAUACCAAAAGCUACAAUGGAAAUGAUGAUGCAGAGAGAAGGGGUUGGAAGCUUCAGCCAAUAUGUCCAGGUUGCUGCUGUGACCUGGAAAGUGUGAAAUGGUUGUAUUUGCAUGUUAAGGUAAUGCCGGGAUGCAUAGACUGAGAAAAGUGUGUAAUAUGCAGUAGGCUGUAUAGUGGCAAAAAUUAUUUGGGCUAAAUCUCAAAGAGAAUGAAUGCGCGUUGUUUUGAAAUUCCAUAAUAUCAAGUGGCAUAUGAUAUUAAACAGCAUGAUAAGCAGGGUCACUAAAUGCAAUGUAAACACAAUUUCUGUGAAGAUAGUCAUGGGAGGAGCAGCCAGCAGAAGGAUUGCAGAGGUCCUUGUUGCCGAGACUGCUGCUGUUUUGAAACGGUAAUGCUGAUUAUCACCGGGCAACUAUUCUUACUGAUGGAACUGAUUUAUAUCAAAAUCUUUCAGUGGACGGUUCAAUCCUUGUCUGUAUGGGAAGCCUUUAGCUAAUUCUUCUACUCUGACUUUUAUAUCUGUACAUGGAAGCCGACAAAUGAAUCGAGGCGAGUGUGAUGACAACUGGCUUCUAUAUAUAAAGAUUUCUGCUGGUAGAGAAUCGUCAAUUGUUCUUCACAUUCAUUCACUAUACAGAUAGCUCUGAAGGGUCUUCCUGCAGGUUUUGUACCACAUACUGAGUGGGGUAUGACCCCCAUGUACUUACAUAAGUUAUCAAUCAGUUCCAAAUAACACUGGACAUUAAUAAUAAUUUUAUAAACAGAAGGCACUGGAAAUACCUAGUGGGACAAGUAGUACUUGUGGUGAGCGAACCAGAGUUUUAGCAGUAGAGAUGUGACCUCUAACAAAUGGAUUAAAUGUAUGAUAUACUGUAUCACAUGCACUGUCUCUAAAAUUAACUUCCUAGUCAUACAGCAUGGAAGCAGGCCCUUCGGCCCACUGAGUCUGUGCCAACCAUCCACCACUCACUUAGGUACACUAAUGCCAUUUUAUUCUCUCCACAUUCCCAUUCACAGCACCCUGAUUCACCUACACAGCAGGGGGGGAGCUUAAGGUGGCCGGUAUCCCACCAAACUGCACUCACUUGGGAUGCAGGAUGAAACUGGGGGGGAAAUGGUACAGUCAAAUGAACAAGGAAAUGACACAUAGCCAGCACCGGAUAUCAAGAGUGAACCAGAUUACUGGAGCUGUGAGUCAGUUUCACUGAAUGUGCCACAAUGACAUCAGUCAUUUGAAAAGCAGAGUUCAACGCACAUGCAUGACACAUUUAAGGAGUCUCCAUUCUAAAGUUUCAGGUAUAAUAACGUGACGUUCUGACAAAAGGUUAAUGAUCCAAAACUUUAACUCUGCUUCCGCUGCCACAGGUGCAUCCUGACCUCCUGUAUGUUUCCGGUAUUGUUUGAUUUUAUAUCGGAUUUCUAGCAUCUGCAGUAUUAUUGCUUAGGAAUUGUGAUUUAUCUUUUCAUGUCCACAUCAAAAUCAUCACAGGUUCCAAAUUUGAUUGGCAUCCUAAAAACUUGUCAGCCACUCGAUUGCAAAGAGUAUUGAGAUGUGUGCCCUGUAUUCAAGUUAGCAAACAAAAUAACUCCGAUCACCAACAUAGGAUCUGCAAUGAAUGUCAAGUAUUGUGUUUGAAUUUACAGAAAGGAAUGAGCUUGAUGGGCCCAAUCACUUUCCCCUUUUGCUCUGUAUCCGCUGUACUGUCAAACAAUGGCAUAGCAUGACAGGAUCCAGGGGUAUCUCUUAAAAUUAUUGUUUCCCCAGAUCCUGUCCGUCUAUGUUGCCCUGUAGAUCUGCAUUGUAUAAAGCACAUCCUGAGGUGCCAUUUCAUUACUCUGUUUGGCUGAAAGAUCUUCAGAACAUACUUCAGAGGUCUAAUAGAAUAAAGCUAGGCUACUUGGAGGAACCAGGUUCUCAGACAAUGCAUCUAAAACCAGUUGUUUUAGUUUACUGUGUACUCUUCCAGUGUCUCAGGCAUUGGCUUGGAAAUGCACUUGUAAAGAAAUAUUCUUACCAAAUAUCUAUUCAUAGUUUUUUGUUCCAUAAAAUUAAUUAGUUUCUCAUCCAUAAUAUAUAUCAUAGCCUGUCAGGCAGUGAAGUUCUCAAAAAAAAAUCCUCAAUACUAGUAUCUAGGUAGAACAAAAUUAUAUCUAAUGUAAUGGUUUUUAUGUAGCGGCAACCACUAAUCCUUGUUUACAACAUCAUACCUGGGCAAGGAAGACUUCAGCUGAAUACCACCAAUGACUCUUCUUUAGCUGAUGAAUUAGUAAUCUUCCAUGUUUAACACCUCUUGCAAGAGCACAUAGCAAGGGGGCAGAAUCCAUGCUGAGUGAUGAGGGCUUUGGCUUCAGUGCCUACCAUGAAGAAUGGGUUGGGUAGCAUCACCAAUGAUCAUACUUGCCAGAUCCUGAAAGACAUAGAUGCCACGACAAUGACAAAAUGAACCUUGCCCUCAUUAAGCCAUCUGUUUUGGAUUUCUAAUUCCAUGCAAUAUUGGUUGUAAUGUUUGUAUUGUCUUCACUCUGGGUGUACUGUGCAUUUUGUUUUCUGCUAUCAUCACCGUACCACAUAGAAUAGAUUCAGAACUGAGCUUGCGGGUCCAAACUGUGUUCCACUACAAUUUAUUUAGUUCAUGGGAUGACAAAAUGACGGGGCCCGCAAGUGUAAGAAAUGCAAAAGGAAUUUCACUGUGCAGUUGCAUAUGUGACAAAUAAACCACUAUUGAAUUAUUGAAGCCAGGGCACCAAACGGAUCAAUGAGGAGUAUAAAAACACUUAUGCAUGCCCAGAGCAGCAUAAGGUGAACCUGAAAUUGAGAUUUGGUGAUGCAUGCUGUAUGCUUGCUAAAUGGUGAAAGCAGCAUGCAGUGAAUGGAACGACGUGGUGGCGCAGCGAAAAAAUUGCUGCCUUACAGCGCCGGAGACCCGGGCUGAGGUCACUCAAUACAUUCCAAGCUAGGGCUUUAAUAACCUCCCAGUUGCAGUGCUGUAAAUGGCAAGCUUGAAAUCCCACGCAGGUCACGGUGGCGCAGCGGUAGAGUUGCUGCCUUACAGCGAAUGCAGCGCUGGAGACCCGGGUUCGAUCCCGACUUUGGGUGCUGUCUGUACGGAGUUUGCACAU